Salvia miltiorrhiza (redroot sage) is the source of this 1854-nucleotide messenger RNA. Its product is annotated as alanine--glyoxylate aminotransferase 2 homolog 1, mitochondrial-like. Bases 182 to 1651 code for a protein of 489 amino acids. Gene Ontology annotation, molecular function: pyridoxal phosphate binding; L-alanine:glyoxylate transaminase activity. Gene Ontology annotation, biological process: glyoxylate catabolic process. Gene Ontology annotation, cellular component: mitochondrion. The transcript has 8 exons. The record is from RefSeq and is a predicted model, not a curated record. NCBI's taxonomy places the organism in Eukaryota, Viridiplantae, Streptophyta, Magnoliopsida, Lamiales, Lamiaceae.
GGGCAAACCCCAGUUGGGAGUGUGGAAGGAAUCUUUAUGGUUGAGCUGACUGUAAUCCACCUCCCUAAUCUCCACCUCAGCCUCCCUCAUCAUUUCCCCAAUCCCUAUAAUUAAUUCUUAAACUCUGUCAUUCUCAAAAGAACAAAAAAAUUCUUACCACUGUGUGUGAAUAUCAUCUUUGAUGGGGAUGGAAAGGAAGCUUUUUAGUGGGGCACGGCGGUGGCUUUGCACCUCUAAUGUGGGACUGCAGCGCAGCUCCUCCGCCGCCUCUCCGCCGCUUCUGCCGCCUUUCGACUACGAUCCGAAGCCGUAUGAUGGCCCUCGGGCUGAUGAGGUUAUGGAGAAGCGCAAGAGAUAUUUGGGCCCCUCACUUUUUCACUACUAUCACAACCCCCUGAAUAUAGUUGAAGGGAAAAUGCAGUACUUGUACGAUGAAAAUGGAAGGCGCUAUCUUGAUGCAUUUGCAGGAAUCGUGACCGUCUCUUGUGGCCAUUGCCAUCCCGACAUCCUCAACGCAAUCGUGGAACAGAGCAAACUUCUUCAACACACCACCACUAUAUACCUACACCAUGCCAUAGCUGAUUUUGCGGAGGCUCUAGCAUCCAAAAUGCCCGGAAAUCUGAAGGUUGUGUAUUUUGUAAAUUCAGGGACUGAAGCCAACGAGCUUGCUAUGUUGAUGGCUCGACUGUACAGCAGAAACCUUGGCAUGAUUGCUUUGAGGAAUGCAUAUCAUGGUGGAAGUUCUAAUACAAUAGGAUUGACAGCUCUCAACACAUGGAAGUACCCCAUUCCUCAGGGUGAGAUUCAUCAUGUUCUGAACCCAAAUCCAUAUCGCGGAAUUUUUGGCCCUGAUGCCAAGCGCUAUGCUGAAGAUGUACAGGACCACAUUGAUCACGGAACAUCAGGAAAAGUCGCUGGGUUCAUUGCAGAGACAAUUCAGGGAGUUGGUGGAGCAGUCGAGUUAGCCCCUGGAUACUUGAAAUUGGUUUAUGACAUUGUUCGUAAAGCUGGUGGCGUAUGCAUUGCGGAUGAGGUGCAAACUGGCUUUGGUCGGACAGGAAGCCAUUAUUGGGGUUUUGAGACGCAGGGAGUCGUUCCUGAUAUAGUUACAAUGGCUAAGGGUAUAGGUAAUGGUUUGCCACUUGGAGCAGUGGUAACAACACCCGAAAUAGCCAGUGUAUUGUCUCAGAAAAUACAGUUUAAUACAUUUGGGGGCAACCCGGUCUGCUCGGCUGGUGGACUUGCAGUGCUUCGAGUUCUUGAAAAGGAGAAACGGCAGCAGCAUUGCGCGGAGGUUGGGUCUCACAUGAUCGGGCGCCUUAGAGAUCUUCAAAAAAAGCAUGACAUAAUUGGGGACGUGAGAGGGAGCGGCUUAAUGGUAGGGAUAGAACUCGUGACUGACCGGAAACAGAAGACACCCGCCAAGGCAGAGACUGCAGUUCUAUUUGAAAGCCUCAGAGAACUCGGCGUGUUGGUCGGGAAAGGCGGGCUUCAUGGGAAUGUUUUCAGAAUAAAACCACCAAUGUGUUUUGGCAAAGAUGAUGCAGGUUGGCUACACUUCCUCUCUUUAUUUAUCCUUUCUUUCUCUCUCUCUCUCUCUCUCUCUCUCCCUCUCUCUCUCUCUAUUUAUUUGAGUUGCUCGACUACUUGAUGCAGAUUUUCUGGUUGAUGCACUGGACUAUGCCAUGUCCAAGCUCUGAAACUACCAUCUCACUUUUCUGAAAAAUAUGCUUCUUGGGCAUCAAGUGCAUAUAGAUAUUAGUUGUUUGUGAUUGGUUGAAGCUGUUUGAAUUUUUUAUCAGAUAAGAUAUGUACGAAUGUUGUCUUUUAGUAAUUCAUUCAACUUAUGCUCAA